This is a messenger RNA of Doryrhamphus excisus (bluestripe pipefish), 2250 nucleotides long. NCBI's taxonomy places the organism in Eukaryota, Metazoa, Chordata, Actinopteri, Syngnathiformes, Syngnathidae. The record is from RefSeq and is a predicted model, not a curated record.
UUGUCCCCAAUAGCAAGAAAGAUGGCGACUGACAGCAGCUCGGAAAGCAAAGAUGAGAAUGCGGCACUUUUGGAGAAGGACUCGAACCAGGACGAGGACGAGCGUGGUUUAUGUGACACAGUUGCCAAAGUAAAGGAAUCAAAAUUAACUCUUUACCACUGGACACAGUCGUUUAAUUCGCAGAAGGUGCGUCUGGCCAUAGCGGAGAAAGGUUUGCGCUGCGUGGAGUAUGACGUUAGCUUACCACUCAGCGAGCACAAUGAGCCGUGGUUUAUGCGUCUCAAUCCCACUGGGGAGGUUCCGGUGCUGGUCCAUGACGACAAUGUCAUCUGUGACCCCACGCAGAUCAUGGACUACCUGGAGCAGAACUUCAGUGACGCUUUAUCCUGUUGGCUUAAAUGGAGCACAUCUGAGGGCACCCCCAGGCUGAUCCCGGAAGAGGGAAGCACGUACUACCACAGAGUGCAGCACUACAGGGAGCUGCUGGACUCGCUACAGAUGGACGCCUACACCCACGGCUGCAUCCUCCACCCGGAGAUCACCGUGGAUUCGCACAUACCGACGUACGCCGCCACAAGCAUUCGCACGCAGAUCCUAAACACGGAAUCGGAGCUGAAGAAACUGGCAGCGGAAAACCCGGAGCUGAAGGACGCUUAUGUAGCCAAACAGAGGCGCUUAAAGUCCAAGCUGUUCGACCACGACAACAUGAAGUACCUGAAGAAGCUUCUGGAUGAACUGGAGAGCGUGAUGGACCAGGUGGAGACGGAGCUGCAGAGGCGGGUGGAAGAGACGCCAGAAGAAAACAGUCAGUCGUGGCUGUGCGGCGAGUUCUUCAGCAUGGCCGACGUCUCCUUGGCCGUCACCCUGCACCGCCUCAAGUUCAUCGGCCUCUCCCGCCGCUACUGGGGCAACGGCAGCCGCGCCAACCUGGAGGGCUACUACGAGUGCGUGCUGGAGCGGCCGGCCUUCAGGAGAGUCCUGGGCCACGUCAACAACAUCCUGAUUUCCGCCGUGCUUCCCGUGGCGUUCCGCGUGGCCCGGAAGAACGCCCCGGUCAUCGCCGGCACCACCUUGCUGAUCGGCCUGUUGGGCGGAGUCACGUACCUGGCCUUUCUUUACAUGAAGAGGAGGUUGACUCUGUCCAGUUGGGGCGGCUGGAGCUGAAUUCCUGGGCUAGCAAACAUUCUGCACAUUUAAACAUUUUUGCAUCUUUUCAGUACUGUGCAAAAGGCCACUCGCUGCUCUAUUGGAAUUUUGUACAUAGAAGAUGUUAUGUAACAGGACAGUAAUCCCUUGCUUAUGAUUAAUUGGUUCCAAACCUGACCGGAAUAAGUCAAUUUGCCGCAAAAGUAGAUUCUCAUUUAUAAAUUUAAUAAUUUCGUUAUUAGAACACAGGAAACAUACGGCCAUCUAAGUACGUUUUUUUAACAUUAGAGCCCUCUAGACAUGAAAUAACACCCCUAUAGUCAUAUUUACACUCAUAUUACCCGUUAUAGUAAACACAAUAAGAUUAAAAAAAAAUAAGACUUGUGUUCAUGUGUGUUUCUGUAAAGGUGCUCCGGUGGUGGGCGAACAGGAAGUGAUGUCGGGGGGGGGUUCAGAGUUGAGUUUUAGCUCGACACGACAUGGGUUACACCCGCAACAGUUGCCCAUGUCAGGAUAUAUUAUCGUGCCUGUUGUGAUAUAAUUAAAACCUGCAAUAAAAGCCUGUUAACGGCGAUAGAGGCUGGUGCUUGUGUGUCUCACCCGACAUUACAGUAACAUUAGUGACCCCUAGUGACGGUGCGGAAUACAACAUAUCGUUAGAGUCUUCUGAAUACCUUAUAGUUCAUUUAGUCAUUCGCUUGAAAAUGCUUCACUUAGGCAAAAAAUAGGGAAAAGUCGAAAUAGGCCGUACUCAACGCACGAUUAAAAAAAAAAAAAAACAUAAAAUGAAGCCACAAAAUUCGACUUAGCGAGGGAUUACUGUUCAAAAAAAUGCAAUCUAUGGAACAACAAUAAUGAUAUUGUCACUAUGUUCCACCAACCAGGAAGUAGCCUGAUUGACAAAGACCAAUUCCACGCUCCGCAGGCCAAUGCAGUACUUUUGCACAGUACAUGAUGCAAUUCUAAUGCAACAAGUGCAGUAAAAUCUUAAAAAAAAAAACGUGUUCCAAAUGUAUGCAGUUUGGCUGCUUCUCAUUUCCAUGACAUUUAAAUGUAUUCCUGGUUUAAAUCCAAGCUGAACAUUGUUUAAACAAGAUUCCUUGU